This is a messenger RNA of Aphanomyces astaci, 2463 nucleotides long. RefSeq lists its product as hypothetical. The transcript is spliced from 4 exons. The record is from RefSeq and is a predicted model, not a curated record. NCBI's taxonomy places the organism in Eukaryota, Oomycota, Saprolegniomycetes, Saprolegniales, Verrucalvaceae. The coding region runs from base 59 to 1633 and encodes 524 amino acids.
AUCUUUUGUAUCAAAUCCACCGCAGUCUUGGUGGCGUUAAAUUAAAUUGGCAUAUUGCAUGGAAGAGCCUCCGUCUGCGCCGCCUCGCAGCAACUUGCUGGCACCCCUGGUGCUGCCUGUGGUUGUGCCCAGGCCCGAGGCGCCACAAGGUCGGCUGGAUGUCGAAGGUGACCAGGUGGUGUAUAUCCUACCCAAAAUGGUAUCUCCUUGGAAGUUCCGGAACGAAGUGAUGUCGGAAGCAGUCAUUUGCGACGAAUACGAGCGCAUGGCAGCGUUCAUCGAAGCGUACCAGGCCCGUGAAGAGGCCUCGGCACGCCACCGACCGCUUCAAAAAUCGGCUCCCCUUGGGAGUCCGACGUUUCGACAGGUGCUCCUGCCGCCGCUCCCCGACCCAACGUCCCUCGACCCCCAGCUUCGUGUGCAAGUCCACCGCCACCCGCUGCCCCGCUUCAUUCCCGGCACGAUCGAGCAAAAGGAGGCUUUUUGGGAUGUCAUGGACGCCUACCACCGCCACCGCGCGGCCAAAUUGGCUCGCGACCGCAAGCUUGGUGUAUGCGUGUACGACUUUAAUCAGGUCGCCGCGGGUCGACCCGAGGUACUGGAGACUCGACAUGCUGAAUGGGUGCGCCGACGCAUUGUCUUAGACGACGAAUGUGCGGAAAACCGGCGGCUGCGUCAAGACGAAGCUGACUUGCACGUUCAGGAAACGACCACCGCGGCCCGCAUCGACAGGCGGCAUCGGCAGCACGCAGACGCCGUCCACCGUGCCGACGUUCGACGUGUACUUCCCAUGGUUCUGGCGGCCGCAGCGGGCCAAUGGUUCCGGCACACGAUGUGGGAGACGUGGCAAUCCCACCGCUGCCAACGAAUCGUCCGCCAAUGUGCGAUGCGGUGGCGUCACCACACGCUCGUCCACAUCGAGUGCACCCGCCAUGCCACUCUGUUGUGCCACUGGCUGCACGAAAGUGUCAAGGUCAAGUCAUUGGCGCACAAGGUCUUUUACGCGCUUCGGGUGUACCUCCGGCGUGUCACACUGAUUCAAUCGUUCUGGCGGCAAAAGAUCGCCAUUCGAACUGUACAGGUCAAGCGGCUAGACGCACAGUGGACGACGUUUGUCAACACCCCCGAUGCCACCCACGACCCAGCCAAGCGCCAGCGCAGGGCAGGGCCUCUCAAGUUUCCCUUCCCAGAGAUUGACCCAGUGAUUCGCCGCCAAGUGCUGUACGAGGCGUGGAUCGACCACGAACGGCAACAUCGCGAGCAGUUUCGAGCGCUAGAGGCGGACCUGCUGCCGCACUUGAUUCAGUCCCUGCAAGGCCUCCAUCCCAACAAAUCGCGAUCGGAGGUGCGCGCCAUCGCAGCCCGGCAUUUCGCGCUUGGGUCUGUCCACUCGACGCUCCAGGGCAUCCCAGGGGCACUGGCGCCCCCCACCCCCCCCUCCCAUCAUGCCACUGCUUGCAACGAGUUGUUUGCGAUGCUGCCUCUCGUGACGAAAGCGUAUCAAGUGCAAAACCCAAGCUACUUUCAAAUGGCAGCGACCGCUGAAGCCGUCGUUAUACAAGCAAACGAACCUCCCGACAUGAAACAGAAGGGUCAGCCGAGCAGUCGCACUCGCGUCAAGAAAGGAUCGUGAGAUCGUAGCGAGGUGUGCAGUUAGUAGUUGAUGUGUUAAUCUGACGUAGCAGCAGGAACGAUGGUUACUACAUGUUGUUGGCGUUGACGUUGCCCAGCUGCUCGACGGUCUGGAUGUCGCUCUCGCCUUCAUGGGAGGUCGUGAUCUCCUCCACGGCGCCGAUCACAACGUUCUGGUAGCUCUCGAACGGGUCGACCUUUUCGCUCAAGAACGCUUCGAGGAUGUGCAUGAGGAAGAAGCCCACGAUGUUGGACCACGCGGCGCCCACGUCUGGGGACGCGUACUCGCCGAGCCAGUACAUCAUGACCUCGAUCAACGUGCUCGUGUACUGGGCAAAGUGGUGGGGUCGGAGGCUAGUAAACGUGCGGUGGCGGUGGCCCAAAAAGUGGCAGCGGUUGAUCACGCGUCGUUGGUCGUCGCUGCUGCUCUUGAGCAUGAACGUGACGGCUUUGAUGAUCACUUCGCUUCGUUUCGCAAUGUCCGGGAACACGUCUUCUAGGGUAAAGUCGCGCUGGAAGAGACGGAAGAAGAACUCGUCGUAGAAGAGCACGAUGCCCGACUUGCCGUAUUGCCGCAUGCGGUCCGUGUUGGCCGUCACGAUGAGCUUCCAUGUCUUGGUGCAGUCGGUCAAGUACGCGACGUUCAAGAUCGGUCGGAUCGGAAGGUUCGGAGGUAGGUAAUGCUGGACGCAGUCGGAUGCGGCCAGGCCGUACGUAAACUCGCGGUAGAGCACCUCCUCCACGACAAUCUUCUUCUCCUUCGAUGGCUUCCCACCCAUAAUGGACAGCCGCGUGUGUAUGUGUCGAAGUCUCGAUGUGUCGUUUCGCAAA